This is a messenger RNA of Panicum hallii, 594 nucleotides long. Its product is annotated as 2'-deoxymugineic-acid 2'-dioxygenase-like. The record is from RefSeq and is a predicted model, not a curated record. NCBI's taxonomy places the organism in Eukaryota, Viridiplantae, Streptophyta, Magnoliopsida, Poales, Poaceae. Bases 1 to 594 code for a protein of 197 amino acids. The transcript is spliced from 2 exons.
AUGCAGGUGAUCAACCAUGGAGUGCCGGGGCAGGUGAUAGGCAAGAUGAUGAGCAGUGCGGAGGAGUUCUUCGGGCUCCGCAGAGGAGGAGAAGAUGGUGCACUACUCCACCGACAGCAAGAAGCUUCCACGGUUCCACACAAGCAUCGGCAACGACCAGGAGAAGCUUCUCUACUGGAGGGACGGCCUAAGCUUGGCUGCUACCCCUUCGAGCUAUUCAGGCACCAGUGGCCUCAAAAGCCAGCCAGACUCAGGGCGGCGUUGGAGGCGUUCACGACGGCGGUGAGGGCGGUGGCGCUGCGCCUGCUGCGGCUCACCGCGGCAGGGCUGGGGCUCGACGAGGGCCACUUCGAAGGGGAGCUCAGCGCGGGGCCGGUGAUCAUGAACGUGAACCACUACGUGCCGUGCCCGGACCCGAGCCUGACGAUGGGCCUGGCGCCGCACACCGUCCUCGCGGACAACGGCGUCCGCGGCCUGCAGGCUGCUGCUCCUGCUGGGAACGGCGUUGCCUGCCCCUUGGCCAGCCCUACUCUGGGGAUUGGGCCUCAUUUUGGACCUAAACUAAAGGUGGUUUUGGAUUUUACUGGGCCAUGA